AGGUCAAGAUCUUUUUGUUUUCACGCGCGCUCGCUAGAUGCGCUCUUCAUUUCACAAAAUUAUUCCCCAUUUUGAUUUUGUGCUUUUCCACUUCACCGAAUACAUGUGGUGCACGCAAACGUGAAUAUUUGCGUUAGUGCGCUGUGCAUGUAUGCUCGUUUAUUUGUCCUAUGUUGAUGUAGCUCGUUUCCAUUUCCCUUUACUACCCUUCGUCGCUGUUUUUACGUAACCUAACUUUAGUAUCAUGAAACCCCUGCCUCACCUACUUGCCCGCCCGAAAAUAGUCGGCAAGAAGCCCCCUUCUGCGCCGGGCGGAGCGGCUGCAAAGGGGCCGGCCGCUGCAGCCGCGGGCGAGGCAGCGCUAACGCCACGAAGUGGAGGUCAUCUGCGUGGUCACAAACACCACCCUCCGGUGGACCACCACACAACGAAUAGCGUCCCGGGGACGCCGCGGAGUGUUUUAUCGAAUGUGACACCAAGACCGCAGCUAGACGAGGAAGAUUCCGGAGAAGCGGACGCUGCAGGAGAGAAGAUCAAUUUUCUCACCCCUGGCACGACUCCACGUGGUGGUGGGUCCUCGCGUGCAGCCACUGCUGGAGCCAGAAGGCCAGGCGGACUUGUUGGUGGUGGACCUGGACCAUCUUCAAGCAAAUUAUUGUCUGCCGCGAGGGGUAAAAUAAAGGCUCCGAGGAAUGAUGAUGUCGACCCGGCGCCGGCGUUUGAGGAGGCUGUGAGCGCCAUUCCAGUGGAGUGCACGUACGGAAAUUUAUCCUUUUUGACCCCGAGCCAGCACCAGAAGUUUCUUCUCUGGAUCAAAGAGAAACCAGCGUUUGACGACGCUGGAAGUGUUCUUUUCACCACCAGCGCAGAUCUUGUUCUACAGAAUAAACAGUGGCAGUCCCCGACCGCGGGCCGGUCCGUGGCGUUAACCAGGGCGGAGGCGCAAGCGCGGGAGCGACUGCGCGACUUUUUGCGCCAGGCGGAGAGCAACGAACUCGAGCGGAAACACCACGAGCAGCUGGCGCUGGACCACGAAUGCCAGGCGUUCCUCCAAGAUUUGGUCUACCAGGACGAGCAGGCCGCGAAGGGCCACGUGGUGCCCGUGAAAAAGGGGCCCGCCCCACCCGCCAAACCGCAACCCGUGAAGGACGUGCACGUGCCGGACAAGCGGCUGUCGCCCAAGUAUCCCACAGAAAAAAGCUGGCAGGGCAUAUUUGUAAUGCAAAAAUAAAUACACAGAAAAACCCGUCAUGGGCGACCUCGUAGCAUGCUGUUUAGGAUACGCAAUACAGAUUUUUCUGUGUAUUUAUUUUUGCAUUACAGAUGUGACCUGCCAGCUUUUUUCUGUGGGAUACCAAGGAACUGGCGAAGAUGAAGAACCAGCUCGCGCACACCUUCGAAUCCCAGUUAUGCAUUGCAAAUAUGUCUGGGUCUGGAAGAAUGGGAAUGCAAACUUGUGAUGCGCAUUUCAUAAGACACAAAAAUCUCUCAUGCAUAGGCUGCAAAAGCUGCCCACUUUCUGUCACCAAAAUCGGGCAUUUGUAAUGCAGAUUCGGCAUUGCGGAAGCUUGUCGAAACCUGUGAUGCUAGAGCUUCCACGCCAGCCCUUCUUUGUCAUGCAAAAGCAGCAUGACUCUUCCAGACCCAGACAUUUUUGCAUUUGAUACCAGUACCGCGAGAACAACAGCGGCAAACCGCCGAGCGAGGCGCAGGUGAAGGCGUACGUCGCAAAAACGCUGCACGACCGCGGGGUGGAAUUCGAGGAGAACGAGCAGGAGAGGAAGGAAGCCAUCGCAAAAAAGAAAAAGCAGCUAGUACAAGGAGCGCAAAAUGCCGCCUCGUCGCUAGGGACCACAUUGGGGAACAAUGGCGAAGGUGGUCCACAAAAUCGAGGAAUAAACGGAGCCGCUGCGGCGCACACCGAGUCGCUCCUCGCUAAUCAGGUCGAGCAGCUGGAGGAAACUUUGGCCCGUUUGGGUCUGAAGGAGGAACCCAACGGGGAGAUUCGGCGGGACUUGACGAACAGCGGUGGUGGUGGUGGUCUGCUCAACAAGAAGAAUCUCAACGGUACUAGUUCCGAUGACGACUCGUUUGAAGCCUUGACCGAAGCGCAGCUGCAGCACAACGCGAUGGUGGCGAAACACAACGAGGUGGCAAACAGCACGAAGCACUUGGACCAGUUAGAGCGGCGGUUGGUCAAGAAGCGAGUGGAAUUGGAGCAGCAGUAUAGAACCCGCAUCCACCCGUUGCGCCGGGCCAUUCUGCUGCGUUUGUACGCGGAUUUGGAGUCGGUCUGCCUGAAUCUGUACGGCUGCGGCCCGGUUGCGCAGGACCACCAAAUGUUCCUGCCGGAGAUUCAGCAGCUGACAACCGGGAAGGCGCUGUCGCCGGACCGAGCGUCCGCGGCCGCGAACAACAAGGACGGCACGUUGCAGGAUUUGCGCCGCGAUCAGCACCUGAUCUUCCUUCAGCAGGAGGCCGAGCGGAAACGGCGGGAGGCGAACGUCAACGGCAGCUACAACUUCUUUACGCUUCGCCAGGAGCUCUACCAGCGGCUGCUGCGGGGCGGCUCCGAGGUCGUGGACGAUUUGCUGUUCCGGAGAACGUGGGCGUUGUGUGAGGACGCGUUUGAAGAGCUGCGGGAGAACCGCACCCAUUACCCCAUGUACGUCGAGCCUGAGAAUGAGGACGACGAGGAAGUAGACGGUAGAUCGAACAUCAACAAUAAAAGCAAAUUCACUUCUUCUUACCCGGUAUCCGGCGGCCGGUCCAUGACUCCUGCUUCGAUGAGAAAUAGAACGGCGGGGAACAACAACGCUAAAAGUAGCUACAACAAGCGCGGCAGCGGUCGGAGUAACGGCAAAAACUGGGACACGGUGCGGAUGCCGCAUAGUUAUAAUUCUGGAACAUCAAGCUAUGCCCCGGACGACCCGCGAUUUUUCGUGAGAAAGGAGGGUGCGCAUGGGUCCUUGGAAGCGCUUGAGGAGAAGCUGGUCUUUGAUUGGAUCGAAACCAAAGAUCUCCCACCCAUGCUCGAAACCUUCACGCGGGAGCUGAUCGCGCAAGCGUGCGGGAUGGAGGCGGUCAGACGGCUGAGGGAGAGAAGCAUCAGUGAACAAGCGUCGCAAUUCGCAGAGGAGGCCCUGGAUUUUUUGGCGGAACGGCCAGAAUUACUCUUCCGCCAACAAUACCAAAUCGUGCGGGUGGAAGGAAAUUAUUAUACUCCGGCACCACAUCCACAACUACCUGUCGUGCCGUCACCGGCCGUGGUUUCAUCAUCUCCGUUUGACGUAGACGUGGGGCCGACGGCUCCUGCUUUGCUGAACGUUCCUGGGUCACUCUUUAUGCCGGUGGGAACAGCUGCAACAUCUGGUGCAGCUGGUCAGCAAUUCACACAGCAGCUAAUGGAGGGGCAACACCAAAACGGUUCAGGGUCUACUAUUGUCGAUGCAGCCGAAGUAGUACCAGGGGUUGCAGCAGCGGAAAAGAAGCCAGGAGAGCUCCAUUCGAAUCUCCAAGGCAAGGCUCCAAGUGUGGGACCAGAAGCGAACAAAGCUGGCGCACCCGCCGCCGGAAGUGUGGCUAGCCCGGGCGCCGCAGCGGCAGGAGAUUCGAAUGCGGAGCAGCUGAGAGAGUUCGCUCAGAUUCAGAAGCUGCAGGAGGAAAGACAGCAUGAGCUUGUGGAACACAAUGCCAGCAACAUAGCGGCUGAAAAUAAACCCUCCGCCGCGACAGCGCUUGUCAACGGUCACGCGGGUAGCGAAGUGCACAGCCCAGGGAGGGGGCAAAACGACGAUAUUACCGCAAUGAUGGAGCAGCAGUCCUCUCUACUGCCGGGAGCUGCGAAGGCGCAUCUUCCUCACGACCUCGCUGCCAUGGCUGCAAGUGCAGCAGCACAGCACACAGGGCACAAGCACGUUGCAGCCGCGAGGGAAAAGAAUGAAGGCGAAGAUGGAGUCCUAGGCGCCGCUGAUGUUGCACAACACGAUGCAGGAGCUGUUCUCGGCAAGAAGAAGGUUCUUCACCAUGCGGCCGCAGAAGGGGAGGAAGAAGAAAAAGUGAUUAUUUCCGGUGGCGAAGUAGAUCAAGAUCACGAGGUGCCAAUUAUCGGAAUGAGCGACUUUCUAUUGGGAAUCGACACACCAAAGGGGAGCAAAAAGACCGAGGAGGACUCGAAUGCAGGCACUGUGGUACCAUCGGACGCUUCUCGGACACCGAAAGCAGGCGCAGCUGCAGCUCUUUCCGGUACUAGAAUGAAAAAGGUUUCAGUUGCUGCGAAGGCUGGAGGACCUGGGCCCGGUAGUGCCGCCGCUGCCCCCGCGGGGGGCCCAGCGGAUUCGCUGGCGGCAUUCGAGGCGCCUGCGACAGCUACGGUAAUCUUGAAGGAGCAGCAGGACCAGGGCCCAGCUGCAAUUGAGGGCGGAGGAGAAAACGUGAAGAGCGACGGUGGGAGUAGUAUUCCGAAACGGCAACCACGCCCGCGCAUCAAGGAAAAGGACGGAACCAGCAAGCCAAGCAAGCGGCUGGCGGCUCCAGCAGAGGAUGGGAAAAUUUCUGCCACAUCUGAGAGGGAGAGGGAAAAAACACAAGGAGACGCUUCUCAAGAGGCGCGGAAGUCCAAGGCCUUGCCAGGGCGAUCGUCACAGGCCGGCGAAGAUGAAGUAGGAGGGGAUACUAUUAAAACGAAGCGGGCGUCAGUUAAAAAGUCAGCACCAACAUCAACUUCCCCGGCGGGGGAAACAUCAAAGACCGGCACAGAUACACCUGCGGACGGCACCAAAUCAGAGGAAAAGAAGAAGAAAAAGAGAGUCUCCGCUCCGAGCGCGAGGAGUGCGGGAGAGGACCGCGGUGGGGGCGCGAGCAGCACCAGUGGCGCCGAGAAGAUGGUGGAGAGUAAAGAAAAUUCGACGAGAAAAUCUGGGGCUGGUGAUCGGCAGGUAAGCAGCUUUUUGAAAAGCACUAGAAUCACUGUGGGAAAAAACGAAGAUGAGCUGGACUCAAGGAAGCCUAGUGCCGCAGGUGCAACCAAAGGUGGAGACAAGGAGGCGCCUCCAGACAAAAGCUUUUUGUUCUCGCCACCUUCCUCCCAAGAUGAACAGAAGCCGCUGGGUACUACUAGCGUCCAAAAACGCGCCGACGGUACGCCGGAGGUGCGACACACCCGCGCCUCGAAGAUCCGGGAAUCGCACAUUGAAACGAAAGCCUACAAGCCACCCGCCACGACCUCCAGCAAACCAGCAAUCCUUCCCACGAGAGCUGUUGCAACAUCGACCAGCGUUUCUACUCAGGAUAGUACGAAGCAAGCAGACGGCGCCAGUAGAAGCAGCAAAUCUAGCCGUGUUUCCCUAACUGCACAGUUGAACACGGCGAGAAAGUCGGUUGGAUUGAACAAAAUUUCAGGCGUUGUGCCUUCUAUCAGUGGCGCUUUUCCAGACCGCCGGUCGCUCUCCGGAACCAACAGUAGUUCGCAGCCAGGUGGCUCCAGCGACAACAACAUCGACGGAGACACCGCCCGCGGAGACGCGUCCCAAAACAAGCGCGUGUCGCGGCGGGACUCGGAGACCGCGUUUCUGCGGGACAACUUCACCUACAGCGUGGACCGGACGAUGCUGAAGGGCAUCGAAGCGACGGCGCACGCGGUGUACUACCAGUACAACGCGAAGCCGCCACCGGACGAGCUGGUGUGGAAAUUGCGGGAGCAGAUCGUCGACGAGCACGACGACCCGGCCAACCGACCAGAAGUUGACAGUGCCGAGACGUUCCCAGAACCGCGAAAACCGGCCACACCGCCACGGGAGGAAGCCAGCACUUCGGAAGAAGAGCCGGCGUUUAACUCGGAGUUGCACAAUAUGAUCGUCGGGAGGCUUAACAAUUGAGUGCUGUGAUCCUACGUUGCUUCUAGUUUGAAUAUCAAUUCCUCCUGGGUUUCUCAACUCCCCUACAUGAACUUGGACUAUCGCACUUUGUUUGUAGUCCACAGUCCCACGACCCUGUGUACUGCCCAGGACAGAACAUAUAAAGUCAGACUGUGAUCAUAAGAAAGCGCCUGUGAAAGAAUUAUGAUGUAGUAGGCCGACGCCAUCAGAUUCAAUUUCAAACUGCUGCGGUCGAUGUCGUUUCGUCACCACUAUGAGUGGUUCGCGUCGCGUUGAAGUUGUCAUGCAGGCCAGCACGACAUUGAAAUUGAAUACGAAAGAUGAGUGUGAAACAAUUCCUUUUUGUUUUUGUUUACUUAUCCUUAUGCACAGCUGCAGCUGGUGCUGGCUCCAAACGUGUUCAAACGCGAUUGAUCCACCAAAUUUCAAGCUGUACUAUUAAACCGGGCAGUAUAAAUACAAUAAUAUGGCUCUGGUUUGUUUUUGAUGGUUCUCGUUCUUUGCCU
Amoebophrya sp. A120 is the source of this 6382-nucleotide messenger RNA. The record is from the annotation of a GenBank genome assembly. Lineage: Eukaryota; Dinophyceae; Syndiniales; Amoebophryaceae.